Molecule: messenger RNA, 3299 nt
Organism: Musa acuminata subsp. malaccensis (wild Malaysian banana)
Lineage: Eukaryota; Viridiplantae; Streptophyta; Magnoliopsida; Zingiberales; Musaceae
Source: RefSeq, a predicted model, not a curated record
UCUUAUAAGGUUUCUUCGUGAUCGUCCUGUUCUUCCCCCCUCCCUCUCUCACGCCAUUAGAAACCCUCGUCGCCUGUUUCGAUGAUUACCGUCUAGGGUCUGGUCCUUGUAAUUUUUCUUGUUUUCUUGUCGGCAACGGCGGGAUUGGACUCCCACCUCCUGGAGGAGAUUGUCCUGGAACGCCUCGACGGAUGCAUGGCCGCCGCCGCCGCCGUCGCUUCUUCGUCAUCCUCCUCCUGUUACGACGAGCAGCUGGACCGCCGCCGUCGCUGCUCCGACCAUGAGGGCGACGAGCUGGCAGAGUCCUCCGCGGCCUCGCGCCGGCACUCCCGGAUCCUCAGCCGCUGGGCCGCUCGCCAGGCUGAGGAGAUGAUCACAACCAUCGAGCGGAGAAACCGCGAGACCGAGCUGAUGGCGCUCGCCGGUCUCCACACCGUCUCCGCGCUCGAUUCCUCCUUCCUCCGGGAGUCAGGGCGGUCCACCUCGUCAUCGCCGGUGGAGAGGCCGGCGGCCGCCCGCGCGUCGGCCAUACUCCAGAUGUGGCGGGAGCUGGAGCACGUGACGGCCGCCGCAAGGGGGCGUAGGAGCAGCGCGGCAGAGUCCGUGCAGGGCGACCGGAGCCGUGCCGAGGGCCGUCGAAUAGAUGGCAGUUCGGUGGCUGCGAGCGAGAGCGACUACAACGAUUACGACCAGUGGUCUCACGGGGAUGUCGAUUUAUCGCGACGGUCAGGUGAGGAGGAGGACAAUCAGAGGUCGAGCAGGGAGCAAUCUCCUGAGCUCGGGGAUAACGAGAGGGGAGUGAGGCAGAUUGUUCGUGGAUGGAUGACUGAGAGCGGAGUAUCGGACACCGAAUCAAGAAUCUCACCGAGGAAUGACACCCAGAGGGCAGAGUGGCUUGGGGAGAUUGAGAGGGAGAGAGUGAGGCUGGUGAGGCAGUGGGUACAGAUGGCCAGCCAACAGCAUAGAGACGCUCGGGUUAGCAGGAGGGAGAGCGAGAGGAUGAGGGAACGUGAUGGAUCAAUCAUGGAUCAUGACGAUGGCCAGCCCCAGCAUGUCCACAGAGAGUUACUGAGGUUACGAGGGCGGCAAGCUCACCUUGAGCUGAUCAUGAGGAUGGUGACGGAGAGGCAGAGGGAGCUUCAGAGAUUGUCACAACAGCAUGCAGUCUCGGAGUUCGCCCAUCAUAAUCGAAUUCAAUCACUACUCAGAGGUAGAUUCUUGAGAGACAGAAGACCAAGUGAGGAUGACGAAGAGAGGCCACUUUCAGCAGCGGCAAGAGAAAUUGUUCAGCUCAGACAACAUCGUCGCGUAUCUGGUCUAAGCGAGGGUUUUCGAUUCAGAUUGGAGAACAUUGUCCGUGGUCAAGCAAACAACCAUAAUGAUUUUUUGGCUAGUCAGAGCAUGGGUAAUGUUGGAACUGAUCAUUCUCAAGAAGGCAUUGCCCUGGAACUAUCUAAUGAUGAUGAGGAUCAGAACCAAUCUAGUAUUGAGACCAUCAGUGUUCACCAAGUGAUUGAGACACAUGCAACAACUGAAUUGGAGAGUGAAAUCACCAAUAAUACUAUCGACGUGGAGGAAUCUGUUACUCAGGUAGCUGGUUUACAGGAAGAAGCAGCCCAAGAGAGAGGAGAUCAGGAACCAAGUAACGAUGAUGCUUUCAGUGAUUGGCAUGCAGAAGCUGGAGAAGAAUUUGAUAGAAACUGGCAUGAAAAUAUAGUAGAAGACUGGCCACAGGAAACAUCAGAAAACAGAGAUGGAGAAGAUGCCCAUCUCCCUGGAUUGCACGAGGAAUGGCGUGAGGAUGAAUCACAUGAUACUGAAGAGACCUGGCAUAAUGAACAAUCUGAUGGCUUAAGAGAUUCAAGAUCAAGACCAGGUAGAAGACUUGAUGGAUUUAUUCUGCGUGAUGAUGGAAAUGUGUAUAGUAUGGAACUCAGGGAACUACUAAGCAGGAGAAGUGUUUCUAAUCUUCUUCAUAGUGGUUUUCGUGAAAGUCUAGACCGACUGGUACAGUCCUAUGUUGAACGGCAAGGCAGAACUCCCGACGGCUGGGAUCUGCAAAGACCUUUGCCUAUUCCAAAUCCACCAGAAGAAGAUCAAGAUGACGAAGGGGAUAAUCUUGAUGAGGAUAUUCAGGAUGCUGUAGUCAGACCUCAAAGUGCGUUUCCACCUCCACCAUUGCCACCUCAACAACCUAUAUGGCACUCGGGCCUACAUCACAACUGGGCCAGACAAAACAUGCAUCGACCAGAAACUCAGUGGGAUGCUAUCAAUGAUUUGAGGGCUGACAUGGCUAGACUACAAGAAGGGAUGAAUAACAUGCAGAGAAUGUUGGAGGCUUGCAUGGACAUGCAACUAGAGUUGCAGCGUUCAGUCAGACAGGAAGUUUCUGCUGCUUUGAAUCGUGCUGUUGGAAGACAAGGUGUGAAUGAGGAGUCAUCUGAUGAUGGAUCCAAAUGGAGUCAAGUGAGGAAGGGCACCUGCUGUAUCUGUUGUGAUAGUCACAUAGAUUCCCUUCUGUACAGAUGUGGGCACAUGUGCACUUGUUUGAAAUGUGCCAAUGAACUAGUUCGAAGUGGAGGCAAGUGUCCAUUGUGCCGUGCACCCAUCAUCGAGGCAGUCCGAGCCUAUUCAGUACUGUAAACCACAGGAAACUGAUCGUCAGACAAAAAAAAGAAAAGACUGAGUUGCUGACGACCCGAGUAUUUUGAAUGUCAACUGGCAGCAAUCUGACAAUUCCAUCCUUUUUUGUGCCUUGAGGUUUGUGGGAGAGUAGGGGAAGCUGUCAUCGAGCAGGCUAACAUGACCAGCAAUUCUUGUGAUUUAUCUAACCUUUCUUUUAUUCCUUUGAUAUAUCAUGAUCUGGAAAUAGUUGGGUCAACGACUUUGGAACCGGAAAUCCUCCAAUAAAAGCUGGGAGAGCAGAAUCAUCUCUGGGCCACAGCCCUGAUAAAGUUGCAGAAUGUGUAAUGCCCAUCUCUUCAUACGUACGGAAGACGGUCGUCCAUGGCCGACAUUCCCAGGUAUAAACUUCAUCUCGUCGUCGAUGGCCGACAUAUCCUACUACUAUGGACCAUGCGCUGGUGUGCAAUACCCUCCCAUUAGUAUAUUGUGGUUGGCGUCGGCUAAUAAAUUGCCGAUGGAACACUUCACAGGUUCUCACAAAUAUCCUGUGAGAAGAGGACUGCAGGUGGCCCACCGCGACGAUUGUGGUGGCGAGGAAGGUUUCUUCGCCUGAACUGAACUUGAUGAUGAUGAAACUGAUGAAUGAUAACGAUUACAAACAUGAUGAUGUUUAU